Molecule: messenger RNA, 3765 nt
Organism: Cercocebus atys (sooty mangabey)
Lineage: Eukaryota; Metazoa; Chordata; Mammalia; Primates; Cercopithecidae
Gene: MAT1A
Product: methionine adenosyltransferase I, alpha
Exons: 10
Coding region: 554-1744 (396 amino acids)
Biological process (GO): S-adenosylmethionine biosynthetic process
Cellular component (GO): cytosol
Molecular function (GO): ATP binding; methionine adenosyltransferase activity
Source: RefSeq, a predicted model, not a curated record
CUAAACCAUAUCUCUGAGACAGAGUUUCUUAUUGCCUGCUUGUAUCUCUGGGUGACCACAGACCCCCUGCUCUCCAAGGUGAGUUGUGAACUCUGGAGCACUACCGAGAUUGGCUGAGAGCUGAAGGAGAGUCCCAAAGAAGCUUCAAUUCUGCAGAACUAUACAGCCUUCUUUACCUUACCUUGACCAGGUGCUUAGAGUUUGGAAAGUCAGGGGUAAGAAUUGAAAUUCCUCCAGGAGUCGCUCAGGAGCAAGCUGUGGCAAGCUGGAGGGUGGGACACAUCCUGAGUUCCAUUCGCUCCCUCCCUUCUCAGCAGUCCUCGCCUGUUCUCACGUGCUCACAGGCAGUUAGGCAGAAGUGAUCCCCGUGGCUCUGCCAAAGACAAGCCUGUUGAGUUGAAAGAAGAAGGAGAAGGAGAAGGAGAAGGAGAAGAGGAAGAAGAAGAAGAAGAAGAAGAAAAAGAAAAAAAAGAAGAAGAAGAAAAAAACUCAGGCAAAGUCACAGCCUUAAAAUUGUUCCCUGGAAGAAGCGUGAGUGGAGAAGUGUGAGAAGAUGAAUGGACCAGUGGAUGGCUUGUGUGACCACUCUAUAAGUGAAGAAGGAGCCUUCAUGUUCACGUCGGAGUCUGUGGGAGAGGGACACCCAGAUAAGAUCUGUGACCAGAUCAGUGACGCAGUGCUGGAUGCCCACCUCAAGCAAGACCCCAAUGCCAAGGUGGCCUGUGAGACGGUGUGCAAGACCGGCAUGGUGCUGCUGUGUGGCGAGAUCACUUCAAUGGCCAUGGUGGAUUACCAGCGAGUGGUGAGGGACACCAUCAAGCACAUCGGCUAUGAUGACUCGGCCAAGGGCUUUGACUUCAAGACUUGCAACGUGCUGGUGGCUUUGGAGCAGCAAUCCCCGGAUAUUGCCCAGUGCGUCCAUCUGGACAGAAACGAGGAGGAUGUCGGGGCAGGAGAUCAGGGUUUGAUGUUUGGCUAUGCCACCGACGAGACAGAGGAGUGCAUGCCCCUCACCAUCAUGCUUGCCCACAAGCUCAAUGCCCGGAUGGCGGACCUCAGGUGCUCCGGCCUCCUCCCCUGGCUGCGCCCUGACUCUAAGACUCAGGUGACAGUUCAGUACAUGCAGGACAAUGGCGCAGUCAUCCCCGUGCGCAUCCACACCAUCGUCAUCUCCGUGCAGCACAACGAAGACAUCACGCUGGAGGAGAUGCGCAGGGCCCUGAAGGAGCAGGUCAUCAGGGCCGUAGUGCCGGCCAAGUACCUGGACAAAGACACCAUCUACCACCUGCAGCCCAGUGGGCGGUUUGUCAUUGGAGGUCCCCAGGGGGAUGCGGGUGUCACUGGCCGUAAGAUUAUUGUGGACACCUAUGGUGGCUGGGGGGCUCAUGGUGGUGGGGCCUUCUCUGGGAAGGACUACACCAAGGUGGACCGCUCAGCUGCAUACGCUGCCCGCUGGGUGGCCAAGUCUCUGGUGAAGGCAGGGCUCUGCCGGAGAGUGCUCGUCCAGGUUUCCUAUGCCAUUGGUGUGGCCGAGCCGCUGUCCAUUUCCAUCUUCACCUACGGAACCUCUCAGAAGACAGAGCAAGAGCUGCUGGAUGUGGUGCGUAAGAACUUCGACCUCCGGCCGGGUGUCAUUGUCAGGGAUUUGGACUUGAAGAAGCCCAUCUACCAGAAGACAGCAUGCUACGGCCAUUUCGGAAGAAGCGAGUUCCCAUGGGAGGUUCCCAAGAAGCUUGUGUUUUAGAGCCAGGGGAGCUGGGCCUGGUCUCACCCUGGAGGUGCCUGGUGGCCAUGCUCCUCUUCCCCAGAGCCCUGGCUGCUGAUGGCCUUCCCCACCCACCAACCCUCGGGGCAAAGCCAGGUUCCUCUCAUUUAGCCUGUUCUGUCAUCAUCAUGGCCUCGGGGCAAAGCCAGGUUCCUCUCAUUUAGCCUGUUCUGUCAUCAUCAUGGCCGGCUGGAGGCAGGGGCUUCCUGGUGCUGGAGGCUGGCUCUUGAUGUGAGGAUGGGCAUGGUGUUCUGCCGCUCCGUCAGACUGGGGCAAUGUUAAUUUAGUGGAAAAGGCACCCCGUCAAGAGUGAAUUCCCUCACUCGCCUCCCCCAACAGCUGGACCCUGACCAGCUCCCCCUCCCUCCCCUUGUCUGUGCCAGGUGAGGUCAGCACAUCUCACAGACCUCAGGGCUCCUUGUGGACCUGGGCUCCUGGGCCUCCCUUUCACAGGCAGCCAGCGCCCUGAGCCAGGGUCUCCAGAAAGCCCCUUCCAGGCCAGGCAUGUGGCAGGGGUUAGAGCAGGACUAAUGUCUCCUAAGCACCUGUAGUGUGCGAGGGACCCAGCUAAUGACUGGGUCAUUUUUUCUUCACUGCAACAUGAUGAGGUAGUACCUUUUAUUAUCCCAUUUAUAGAUGGGGGAAAGCAAAACACAGAGAGGCUGGAUAACUUCCACAGGGUCCCAUAGCCACGUGUUUAGGCCUAGAUGUGUAACUAGGAGCUUUGACUCAGGAGCCUGUAACACACCCCCUCCCCCAUCGUUGUCACAUGCCAGUAACAGGCUUGAACAAUGACAAAGCAGAUUCAGAAAUGAGGCCAUGGACUCUGUCCUGAAGGCCCAAGGUUACUGGAAAUGAGGGGAUUAACCCACCAGCUCUUGUUCAGCCCUGGGCAAUUGUCUGAAAAAUGAAGACGGAACCAUAGGGCUAUUUUGUUUGCUUCAUGUGUCCCAGAAGAUGGCUGAGGGUAAGCUGGAUACCUGGACCAUCAGCAUGGGCUGGAGUUUGGGAUUAACCAGCAGCUCUAGAAUCCCAGCCCCCUGACCUCUCAGAGACAUGCAGAGAUUGGGUUUUUGGACUUCUGGGGUAAGUGGUCUGAGUCCAGUCCAGUCCUAUCUGGGCUUCCUGUAGCAGAAGCAGCAACUUGUCCUAGCACAGAUGGCCAGCCCCUUAUACAGAGGCCCUCAGGUCUUUCUUUUUCCCUGGUCCCUUGUAUCCUCUGCAGGCUGAGUGCAUUUGGAGGGAGGGAGGGGCCCUUCGGAUGCCCCAUCCAGGGAGGCUGGUCCUAAGGCCUCACGUUAAAUAGGCGGGGCUUGCCUUCUGGUGUUGGACAAGCUUGAGAUGUCACGAAGAGAUUCUGCCUUUGCCAGGUGAGUCUCUGGGGAGCAGGUCUGCUCCCAAGGGGCCUGAGCAGUCCUUGGCCUGCUAGGGUCUUGGAAUUCACCUGCCUUUCCAUCCAUGGCCAGCAGUACCUGCCCCACCUGCCCCACUUGUCCUUAGCCUGGACCUCUGAUAGCAGCAUCUCUACCUUCUCCCCAGCUCCCAGGACCACAGGCUCAGGCAGGGGCUUCCAUGGGCCCCAGGGGAACAGUGGGGACUCGGCCUCUCUCUAGGGUGCAUGGUGCUGGUUCAGGCUGGGAGAGGCAGCCCAGGAAGUCUCAUCUGGCGAGCAGGCAGCCUGCAUCUGGGCCUUGGCUUGGAGCACAAAGAGCCUGGCUUUCAUUUUCUCUCAGAUGAACGGAAAUUAAGGCAACAAAAGAAGCCCGGCUCCUGGUCACCUAGGAAGCCUCAAAUUCCUUCCCGUGGAGGGAGGGAGAGGUUUGCAGGUGACCGAGUUCCUCUAACUUGGAUCAUACUCGACAUGAAAAUUCAGAAUUUUAUACUUUCCCUGCCCUCUAGAGAAAUAAGAUAUUUUUUGUCAAUUUGUUUGUUUGAAACUAAAGCCUCUAUUUGUUAAUAGUUCCUGCUAAAACAGUGAAUAAAAGCUCAAGGAGCAACUA